AUGGGUGGUGAAGGUCCCACCAUCGCCAUCAUCCGGGGCCUGAAGGUUCGAGUCCCAGUGCUAGACUCUUUCCUUAGAGCAAACAAGCUUGAUGAGACACACGGCAUGGCACCCUUCUACGAUGUGGAGAUACACGUACCCGUAUAUUCGUUCCCUCGAAACAAGGCCAUAAUCAGAGCAAUUUCGCAUAUGUUGCCUAUGCUUGGGAGAUGGUCUACGGGCAAAAGGAGAUUUACCUAG
Molecule: messenger RNA, 240 nt
Organism: Diaporthe batatas
Lineage: Eukaryota; Fungi; Ascomycota; Sordariomycetes; Diaporthales; Diaporthaceae
Exons: 2
Coding region: 1-240 (79 amino acids)
Source: RefSeq, a predicted model, not a curated record